AUGGAGGAUUCCAAGGCGCUCUCUGAUGAUACUGGGAAAGUACAAUUGGUGCCAGGUUUAUCGGAAGACGUCAUCAGUGUCGGUAAAAAAACAAGAGACUCUCGGACACUAUGCAGGAACCUGAAGAAAAACAAGCCUUGUCCUAUUAAGUACUGCCAGAGAUGCCUCUUAAACAGAUAUGGAGAGAAAGCCGAAGAGGUGGCACAGUUGGAGGAUUGGAAGUGCCCUAAGUGCAGAGGGAUUUGCAAUUGCAGUUUUUGCAGGAAGAAAAUAGGUUGUGCACCUACUGGUAUUCUGGUGCACAAGGCCAAGGCAACUGGAUUUUCUUCUGUUUCAGAAAUGCUGCAAGUUAUGGAUCCUGACAAUAGUGUUAAGAAUGUAAAGGAAAUGGUUGCUUAUCCAAAAAAAGCCUGCUACCCCGAGCAAGGAGUCUGUGGUUGUUUCCCCAGUAACCUAAAAGGGCCGUGUAUCACCAAUGAAUUAUCUAAUAAUGAGGCAAAACCAGAACAAGAGGAUGGUGAUAUCAUACAAGAGAAGAGUUCUGGGACAGGAUCAUCCCAGAAAGUGUCUUCUGAUUCCAUUGAAAUAGGAGAAAACGGAGAAGGAGAUAGCACAAUCUGCCAAAAUAUGGGAGGUUUAGAUAAUGCAGGAGCCAAGCGCUAUAAAGUCGUCAAAUCACAUACGGUUAAGAACCCUUUGAAAUUUCAGGACAGAGCAUUUGAUGUUGAUGUUCAAUUUCCUCAGGACACCUGGUUAACUACUGUAACUGGCAUUGAGUUGCCUCCUGAAGAUGUUGGGGAUGCACUGCAAUUCUUAGAAUUCUGUGCAGCUUUUGGAAAGGAUUUGAUCACUUACCAAACAAGACACGGGCUGCAUCCUUGA
Messenger RNA from Vitis vinifera (wine grape), 882 nucleotides. RefSeq lists its product as uncharacterized. NCBI's taxonomy places the organism in Eukaryota, Viridiplantae, Streptophyta, Magnoliopsida, Vitales, Vitaceae. The record is from RefSeq and is a predicted model, not a curated record. Bases 1 to 882 code for a protein of 293 amino acids. The transcript is spliced from 3 exons. Gene Ontology annotation, biological process: regulation of DNA-templated transcription. Gene Ontology annotation, cellular component: nucleus.